Messenger RNA from Lutra lutra (Eurasian river otter), 2990 nucleotides. RefSeq names its product ankyrin repeat and death domain containing 1B (gene ANKDD1B). The record is from RefSeq and is a predicted model, not a curated record. Gene Ontology annotation, biological process: signal transduction. NCBI's taxonomy places the organism in Eukaryota, Metazoa, Chordata, Mammalia, Carnivora, Mustelidae. Bases 1187 to 2575 code for a protein of 462 amino acids. Gene Ontology annotation, molecular function: protein binding. The transcript is spliced from 14 exons.
UUUGGAUUUACACAGUGCAACUGAAAUAGUAAUAAAAAUUAAAAUGAUUGUGCUGGAUGGGGUGAAGGAUAGCUCUGUUGUUGGUAAUUCCAGAAUGUGUAAGCUCAAGGUGGAAUUAAGCUGAGGAAUAGUUCUGGGUGUUUUAAUUUAUCUUAUCAGAGGGGAAAUACACGUCACUGGUGCAUCUUUGCAAAGACUGUGGGUGGGCAGUAAAGCCAGUUGUCAAGGUUAUGGGCCUGGACGUGAUCCUGGAUUGCAGCCUGUGGAUCAUUGGCCUCACACAUUCUGGAAAGGCAGAACAUCUUUUGCUUCACAGUUUUGUCACUGCUUUCUCUCCAGGGAUGUCCUUUGUUGUUCGGCCCACCAAGUUUAACAUCCAAAGGAGCAUGGGUUUGUAUUUUACCACUUUGGAAAUAUGGUGCCUUUGCAUGACAGGCACUAGGGCCUUUUCUAAAACCUGGCUCUUAACUUUAUUGUUCUUGAUGUGUCUGGGGUUAGGAGAGAAGUCCACGGCUAGAAAUACGAAUUUCCUACUGCUUAGUUUUGUAGAGAUUUCCUGAUAGCUUUUCAGGGCAAUGUUUAUCAAAGUGAACAGAUUUGGGGCUGUGUUAAUUGCUUAGGACAAUCUGUGCAGUGGAUCAAAAACGGGAAAAUAGAGUUGGAUUUAAUGUUAAAUGAAGUUCAGUGUUCUGACUUGUACAGACCCCUUCCCAGGCACUGGGGAGGGCUCUAGUAAUAUGUUCUCAUGCUUAAGUGGUUUUGUAAAAUCCAAAAAAAGUAAGAAACUUUAAUUGCCAUCAAUUCAGCUUUUGACUCUGGCUUUAAAAAGGGCUCCCUAGAGAGUAGACUUUCCGUUCCACAGCACAUAGAUCUGUCCCAGACAGUGAGGUCAUAUGAAUUGAAGUCAUGCAUCAGAUGCAGUGGAAGGAUGUUUACCAGUUGUGCUGUGUAUAUGUGAGAGAUAUAUGUUUGCAUAUAUAUAGAAAUUUAUGUGUCUAUGUGUAUAUUGUGUGCAUGUGUAUGUCUGAUGUGUUACCGUUUUAUAUAUCAUUCGUUGUCCUUAGGUAUCCUAGAAAGAGUAGAGAAAUAGCAAAAUUUUGCAGCAUAACAAUUUUAGGAACCAAACAAAAACAACAACAAAACCAAAAGGAAAAAAAUCAGGAAGGAAGGGAGUAAAAACAAAGAAAUGAACCGCACAGCCCUGCAUUUUGCAGUGGGGGCAAAUCAUAUAUCUGCGGUGGAUUUCUUGCUCAAUCACAAGGCAAGAGUGGAUAUUGCUGAUAAGCACGGCUUGACAGUACUUCACCUUGCAGCCUGGUCUGGAAGUCUCGAGAUCACGCUUAUGCUCAUUCGAGCUGGAGCAGACCAAAGGGCCAAGAAUGAGGAUGGUAUGAAUGCCCUCCACUUUGCAGCUCAGAGCAAUAAUGUACGCAUUGUGGAGUACCUCAUUCAAGAUCUGCACUUGAAGGACCUGGACCAGCCUGAUGAGAAAGGAAGAAAACCAUUUCUUUGGGCAGCUGAGAGGGGCCACACUGAAAUGAUAGAAAAACUUAUCUUCCUUAAUCUACAUACUUCAGAAAAGGACAAGGAGGGGAAUGCUGCCCUGCAUCUUGCAGCAAAGCAUGGUCACAGUCCUGUGGUCAGGGUGCUGCUAACCCAGUGGCAAGAAACAAAUGAGAUCAAUGAGAAUGGAGAAACACCAUUUUUCCUGGCUGUUAAAGGAGGUCAUGAAGAAUGCAGCAAAGUGCUUCUGGCAGCAGGAAGUGAUGUCAACAUUCCAAAUAAACACAACAUCACUGCUUUGGAGAUGGCAACCCAGAAUGGGCAUACAUCCCUUGUCAGCUGUCUUCUUGGAGAGAAUGUUGAUCUGCACCAGAACACGGAACCGAAGGACUCCCCUCUUCAUUUAGCUGUUAUCAACAACCAUAUCUCAGUUGUGAACAGCUUAAUAAGGGCACAGCACGACGUUGACACUUUAAAUCAGAGGCGGCAGACUCCCUUGCAUGUUGCUGCUGAUCUUGGCAAUGUGGAACUGGUGGAAACCUUGCUGAAGGCAGGAUGUGACCUGAAGAUUGUUGAUAAGCAAGGGAAGACUGCCCUGGCCGUGGCCUCCAGGAGCAACCACAGCCUUGUUGUGGACAUGAUCAUUAAAGCAGAGAGAUACUAUGCCUGGAAAGAGCAGCAUGGUGAGAACAUCAGGGACCCAUCAACCAGCUUUACUUUGACAUUCAAGCAAGAUCACAGUUUGGAGACCAGACAUAUUCGUAGUCUCCUCUGGAAACUGGCUUACCAGCAGCUUAAGGCCAACGAGUGGCAGAGGCUGGCCCGUUCCUGGAACUUUACAGAUGACCAGAUCAGAGCCAUUGAGGAGCAGUGGACAGGGAAGGGAAGUUUCCGUGAACACGGCCACAGGGCUCUGCUCAUCUGGCUGCAUGGGACCCUGAUGACACAGGCCACUCCAGUCAAGCAUCUGUAUGAAGAGCUGAUACGCGCAGGUUUCCCAGAACUAGCUGAAAAGAUCUGUCAACAAAAAAACGAAACAGACUCAAGGUCCAAGAAAUGUGCAGUUUCAUAGAUGCCUAAAGGAAUUGUAUUUAAUUGAUUUUCCACUCAGCAUUUUCCUUUAAAUUCAGUCUUCUAAUGCCAUAAAAUUCUAGCAGUAGUAUUGAUUUUUAACUAUGACGAUGGUGGUGACAGGAAGCUCUACCAGAUGAAAAAAUGGUAUUAGUACUUUCCAACUACAGAAAUGAAAGGUCAGAAACUUUUUUCGAUUUUUAAAGCAAAUUGUAUAUGAUUUUUGCCUUUCUGUCAUUUGAUGCAAUAUAUGUCUAGGUUUUGCACAUCUUUUUUUUUUUUUUUUUUUUAAUGUUGGUAGGAGCAGCAUCCCGGUAUAUGAAAAAUCCAAGAGAUUUAGAAUAGACAGACAUAUAUAUUUUUCUUUUUUUCUUUUUUUUUUUGACAGACACGGUUUUAAUCAUGGUUUGCCCCUU